Molecule: messenger RNA, 1157 nt
Organism: Suillus clintonianus
Lineage: Eukaryota; Fungi; Basidiomycota; Agaricomycetes; Boletales; Suillaceae
Product: cytochrome c oxidase assembly protein CtaG/Cox11-domain-containing protein
Exons: 5
Coding region: 17-994 (325 amino acids)
Cellular component (GO): mitochondrial inner membrane
Molecular function (GO): copper ion binding
Source: RefSeq, a predicted model, not a curated record
AUGGUCACAAGCGGAAAUGUCUUGCUCACCAUCUUGGACGUUGAUGGCGAUGUCCUUCAAGCUGCGUGUGCCUCUCUUGAAGGCAGGUCGUGCACCUCAGUUGACUGCUCAUUACUGCCCAGACGCGUUCCUUCGAUGCCAUUCAUUGAGCCGUUCGUUGCAUACUGUCAACAGCACUCAUUUCGUGACCCGUCUUAAUAAAAGUCCAUUCUCGUGGUUGCCGCCAUCACGCUCCAUGAUUUGGCGAAAUAUGGCCACCAAUUCGCACCCCAAGACACCUCCGAACACUAAUUCACGUCCCCCACCAUAUGCAUCCCGACAGUCAUUAUACGCGGCCCGGAAUCGCAAUCUGUUGAUGUACUCCUCUGCUGUCAUUGUAUUUGCACUAGGAGUAACCUAUGCUGCAGUUCCUCUCUACCGGAUGUUCUGCGCAGCCACUGGCUUCGCCGGCACUCCAAAUGUCGGUACAGGCCGAUUCGAGCCUGCGCGCCUGGUCCCCAUUGACGGAGCACGUCGCAUCAAGGUUCAUUUCAAUGCUGACCGUGCUGAAGCACUGCCGUGGGCUUUUACUCCACAGCAGAAGUUCGUGACGGUCCUUCCCGGCGAGACUAGUCUCGCUUUUUACAAGGCAAAGAAUGAGAGUAAAAAGGAUAUAAUUGGAAUCGCAACGUACAAUGUUACGCCUGACCGAAUCGCUCCGUACUUUUCGAAAGUAGAGUGCUUCUGCUUUGAGGAGCAGAAAUUGCUUGCAGGAGAGGAAGUCGAUAUGCCACUCCUUUUUUUCAUAGAUAAAGACAUUCUCGAUGACCCUGCAUGUAGGGGCAUUGAUGACGUUGUUCUCUCGUACACGUUCUUCAGAGCCCGUCGUAACGCUCAAGGUCAUCUUGAGCCAGAUGCAAGUGACAAGGAUGUUCAGAAGUCUCUUGGGUUCGGGGAUUACGAGAUGGCACCGCGUGCAGAAAUCCGCAAUGCGCAGCCAGGAAAGAGUUCGUGAAUUAUGCACGUUUUGAUGAAUUUCCACAGAGCAGAGCAAGCCCCCCUCGCACUUUUUUGUAUAUCUAUUCUACAGCAUACAUACCAGUACUUGUCCGGACGCAACGCAACGCACCUUCCCCCGUAAACAUAAGUGCCCUUGAAAUUAGAAACCAGUUGAAGUG